This is a messenger RNA of Carica papaya (papaya), 2282 nucleotides long. RefSeq names its product SET domain-containing protein. The record is from RefSeq and is a predicted model, not a curated record. Gene Ontology annotation, biological process: peptidyl-lysine monomethylation. NCBI's taxonomy places the organism in Eukaryota, Viridiplantae, Streptophyta, Magnoliopsida, Brassicales, Caricaceae. Gene Ontology annotation, molecular function: protein-lysine N-methyltransferase activity.
AUUAUUCAGAAAUCAGGGCCUCAUGACCUGGGAAUUCAACCCAACCAACUCCAGCUCAACUAAAAUGGGUCGGUUCGGUUCUCGACGCCUUUUUCCCUUACCGCUCGAGUGUCGAGUUCGUUUUCUCUCUUGACUGCUAGUGCUUGCUUGCUGGCUGCUGCAACAGAAGUAGUCCUUCUCUCGUCUAUUGAACUUCAAUUGACAUUCUUCCAUGGAGGACGAUAAGCUGGGUUCAUCUGUUAAGACAAUAGAGACUGAUGGUGGCUAUUCAAUAGUUCUUGAGCUCUUUAAAAAUGACCCUCUGUUUGAUAAAAAGAAGAAACUAUUAAAUGACAAAGGCCUUGGCAUCAAGGAACAGAUAAAUCUAAAGUGCUCUUUAACUCCUGAUUCAUUAACUACUACCUAUGAGAAGAUGCUUCAAAUGGCGAGAAUUUUACACCUAGAUGAGGUAGAACUUUAUUUCAGUGAAGAUGUAUGUUCAUCCAAGGAAAUUUACAGCCCCAAGAAUGAGGUGGAGGCUCUCAAUUCGAUCCUCUUAAAAGUUGACAUGUUGUUGUCUAGUAUGCACAAGCAAAUGGAUAUUUUGAAAGUUUUUCGAGAUUCAGUUAUUGAUAGAAUACAUGAAUUAGGGGUGGACAAAAUGGAGAGUAGAGUUGAUAAAAGCUUAAGUUGUGAAAAUGAAAAGUGUUUACUUCAUUGGGGUGAAAGCAAUGGAGUAAGAACAAGGUUGCAAAUAGCUGGUAUCGAGGGGUAUGGUAGAGGAGCUUUAGCAAUUGAAGAUCUGAAUGUUGGAGACAUUGCUUUGGAGAUUCCAGUUUCCAUCAUUAUUUCUGAGGAAUGUGUUUACCAAUCUGACAUGUAUCAAAUAUUGGAGAAGAUUGAUGGGAUUUCCUCUGAGACAAUGAUGUUGUUAUGGAGCAUGAGGGAGAAGCGCAACACUAAUUCAAAGUUCAAGACUUACUUUGAUACCUUACCAGAAGCUUUUAACACAGGUCUAAGUUUUGGAGUAGAUGCAAUCAUGGCUUUGGAUGGAACCUUGAUGUUAGAAGAGAUAAUGCAAGCAAAAGAGCAUUUGCGUCUUCAGUAUGACGAAAUAUUCCCUGCACUAUGCAAUGAUCAUCCGGAUAUAUUUCCUCCCGAGCUGUAUACUUGGGAAUGUUUCCUCUGGGCUUGCGAACUCUGGUACUCAAAUAGCAUGAAAGUUAUGUUUGCAGAUGGAAAGCUAAGGACUUGCUUAAUUCCAAUUGGUGGCUUCCUAAACCAUUCGCUAGACCCGCACAUAGUUCACUACGGCAAAGUAGACUCUGCAACAAAUUCCCUAAAAUUUCCUCUGUCAAGACCAUGCCAUAAAGGAGAACAGUGUUAUCUUAGUUAUGGGAACCUCUCUAGCUCACAUCUCAUCACAUUUUAUGGCUUUAUGCCUCAAGGAGACAAUCCAUAUGAUGUAAUUCCCUUGGAUAUCAACAUUAAUGAAGCUGAGUCCGAUGAGGGCUGCCCUGUGACCAAUUGGACCACUCAUAUGGUUCGGGGUACUUGGAUGUCAAACAAUCAUGAUAUCUUCUGCUAUGGCUUACCAUCUCCAUUAUUGAACUGCUUCCGGAGGGCAAGGAGUCCUGUGCUGCAUAAUAAUAACCUUGUACAAGAAAACUUGGAAAUUGAGAAAGAAGUUCUCGAAGAUAUCCAAUAUACAUUCAGUGACAUGAUGGAAAAUCUUGGUGACAUGGAUUUCAUUGACAGAGAAAACACUAGUUGGGAUGUGAAGCUAGCUCUGGAAUUUAAAGAUCUACAGAAGAGGAUUCUCUCUUCCAUUUUAACUUCAUGUUCAGCUGGCCUCAAGCUAAUUGAAAAUAAAUUAUCAAAAUAGCAUGGUUGACCAAUAGAUGACACCAGGCUUACAAGGUGAGCUGUCUGAAAUCAUUAUUUGCGCUUCCCAUUCUAUCUUUUGAAAGAAAUAAUUCGUGGGAAAAAAAUCUAUCAUCUGGUAGAUAAAAGGGUUAUGGGGAACAAUAUUGAAUAUGGCAGUUUUUCCUGUAAUCUUUGUUUGUGGUGUUACUCCAUAUGAUCAAAUGACGACUCAUCAGCAUCUUGGUAAUCCCUCCGUGUGACAUAAGCAGCAGCACCAAGCAUGGAAUCUGACUUUUGCAAUUAACAAAUAUUUUAUCUAUAGUGCCUGUAUGUCGGAAUUCCAUAUUCUUUCAAAAUAGCAUUUUAGUGAUAUAUUAAAUAUAUGAUGACUGUAGAGAUUUCUUUGACUUGGGUUUAAAAUAGAGAGUUUAUAAGCA